This is a messenger RNA of Diachasma alloeum, 801 nucleotides long. RefSeq names its product succinate dehydrogenase [ubiquinone] cytochrome b small subunit, mitochondrial (gene SdhD). The transcript has 4 exons. The record is from RefSeq and is a predicted model, not a curated record. Gene Ontology annotation, biological process: mitochondrial electron transport, succinate to ubiquinone; tricarboxylic acid cycle. Gene Ontology annotation, molecular function: ubiquinone binding; heme binding. Gene Ontology annotation, cellular component: mitochondrial envelope; membrane. Lineage: Eukaryota; Metazoa; Arthropoda; Insecta; Hymenoptera; Braconidae. Bases 103 to 672 code for a protein of 189 amino acids.
AAUGUUUUCGAUUAAUGAACACAACAUCGCCCAUUCCUAGUUUUUACAUAAUUCUCGAUCGUCUUGGACUUGAUAAGUUUGUCGGAGGGAUUUCAGGGGAACAUGGCUUACUUGACGAGGUGUCAGGUGUUCAGGGGACUUCCAGCCAUCUCCAAAAUCAUUAAUGCAAGCAAUUCAGGGGCUCUCGUGGGCCAAAGGAGCCUCCAAAAUGUUGUGAAGAGCUACUCAUCACUCGUUAGUAAUGUGAGAAAAUCUGGAGUCACAGCUCUGAGGCCUUUCAAUCAAAAUUCUCAGAAGAUCGGGCAGGCUCUGGUACCUUUUGCUAAUCAACUGAGAGCCUCGAGCACUGGAGAUCAUGUGAAAUUAUGGCAGAUGGAGAGAGUUGUGGCUGCUGCCUUCAUUGUUCUGCUCCCUGGGGUGCUACUGGUCCAGAAUGUCAUCCUCGAUGGGGCCUUCGCUGCUCUGUUGGUCAUGCAUGCCCAUUGGGGCCUCGAGGCAAUUAUUUUGGACUAUGCAAGGCCAGCAGUGGUGGGCCCAGUUCUCCCAAAGAUACUAUUCGCUGCUCUCUACGCAAUGUCAGUAGUGACACUGGCUGGACUCCUGGCAUUGGCCUACAACGGGCCUGGAGUUGGUGGUGCAGUUAAAAAAUUCUGGGCAAUUGGGAAUAAGUAAUUGAACAUUAAUUGACAAAAAAAUUGUCCCCGCGAUUUACUUAAGAUUAAUAUAAUCUAAUGUAUAAAUUUUCUUCGUGAUUUUUCGAAUUAAUUAGAAAAAUAAAACUAAAUUAAAAAGAAAGAUAAA